Molecule: messenger RNA, 1183 nt
Organism: Conger conger (European conger)
Lineage: Eukaryota; Metazoa; Chordata; Actinopteri; Anguilliformes; Congridae
Gene: gdpd3b
Product: glycerophosphodiester phosphodiesterase domain containing 3b
Exons: 10
Coding region: 1-957 (318 amino acids)
Biological process (GO): glycerophospholipid catabolic process
Cellular component (GO): endoplasmic reticulum membrane
Molecular function (GO): phosphatidylcholine lysophospholipase A1 activity; phosphoric diester hydrolase activity
Source: RefSeq, a predicted model, not a curated record
AUGACCUGUUACUUGUAUUACAUCAUCCCAGCAUUGGGAGGCUAUGUCCUCCUCUCCCGCUACCUGCUGAAGAACCCUCAUAUUCUACAUAAGAAGAAAAGAUUGUUCCACUGCACCCACAUUUCACAUAGAGGGGGAGCAGGAGAGCGGAUAGAAAGCACAAUGGAAGCAUUCACACAUGCAGUGAAUGUAGGGACAGAUAUGUUGGAGUUAGACUGUCACUUGACCCGUGAUGGCUACGUGGUUGUAUCGCAUGAUGAGAACUUGGAUCGACAGACUGGGCAUAAUGUCACAAUUUCAUCUUUGAAUCUAGAGGACUUGCCUCUCUAUAAGGAAAGACUGGAGGUCACAUUUUAUGCUGGCAGGUAUAGCACGGGGGAAGACAGAAAAAUAGUUUUACUUGAGGACCUCUUCAAGAAGUUCCCAAAAGUGCCUGUCAACAUUGAGAUCAAGGAAGAUAACACCUUGCUUAUGAGCAAGGUAUCCUCAUUUGUAAAGCAGUAUGAAAGAGAAGAAAUCACUGUGUGGGCAAGUGAAGACUCUGACAUCAUGAACAAAUGUCUGAGAAAGAACCCAUCCAUGCCUUAUAUGUUCACUGUACGUAGAGGCCUGCAGUUGCUCUUGCUGUACUACAGUGGCCUGUUGCCAUUUGUACCUCUGGGAGAAAGCUUUCUGCAGAUAUACCUACCCCAGGUCUUCAACAGGAUGUAUAUUCCUGAGUCUCCUAUUCUAAAGAACAGAAUGGUCAUCUAUCUAAUUGAAAAACUAACAAUGCGGAAAAGCCUGUUCGAACACUUAGCUAAGAGAGGAAUUCAGGUGCACCUCUUUGUUUGCAACGUGGAAGAAGAUAUCAAGGCAGCAUUUUCAGUGGGAGCUACAGGAGUCAUGACUGACUAUCCCAGUCUUUUGUCAAACUAUCUUCGCACACACCCACACACUGCUCAUCUUAGUAGCUAGUAGAAAGAACCUUCUUUGAGCUAGAAAUAAGACCAAACUGAGCAAUGUUAUGAAUGUAUGCAACCAUAGAAACAAGACAGCCCAGUGGGAGCUUCCCAUUUUCACCACCAGAGGUGGAAAAUCCAGGUUCAGAAAGUGAAAGUCCAGCCAUGUAUUUCUUCCACCUAUGAAUUCAGCCAGCUGAUUCCACUAAUUAGUUCAACCUCCUGGCUGAAGAUUUGUGUUA